This is a messenger RNA of Rosa chinensis, 3577 nucleotides long. Its product is annotated as nuclear pore complex protein NUP98A-like. Gene Ontology annotation, molecular function: structural constituent of nuclear pore. Gene Ontology annotation, cellular component: nuclear pore cytoplasmic filaments; nuclear pore. Gene Ontology annotation, biological process: protein import into nucleus; RNA export from nucleus; post-transcriptional tethering of RNA polymerase II gene DNA at nuclear periphery. The record is from RefSeq and is a predicted model, not a curated record. Lineage: Eukaryota; Viridiplantae; Streptophyta; Magnoliopsida; Rosales; Rosaceae.
UAUUAAAGCUUUUGGGCAAAUCUCCAAUUUCUGACAUUCGCAACUCUUGGGAGGUUGUUUCUCUCUCAGACUCCCAAACCCUUCCUUCCCCCUUCUUCGAUCUCACACCCUCCGAUAAGCUCAGAUCGCACGCCGCUGGCCGCUCCCGUACUUCGCCGCUCCGUCUCCGCUUUCAGAUUGAGAUCGACGAGUUAUAGCUGAUUUCUGAGAUACAGAAUCAUGUUUGGUUCUACGAGCCCUUUUGGGCAGUCAUCUAACAGCCCAUUUGGGUCCCAGUCGGUGUUUGGGCAAAGCAGCAACACAAGUAACAAUCCUUUUGCUCCCCAGCCCUUUGGUAGCACCACUCCAUUUGGUGCCCAGACAGGGAGUUCCCUAUUUGGGGGAACUUCAACUGGCGUAUUUGGUCAAACCCAAUCCUCACCUUUUGGUGCUUCAUCCUCACCAGCUUUCGGACAGCAGAGUUCUCCAUUUGGAGCAUCUUCUACUCCAGCAUUUGGUGCACCAUCAUCCACUCAAACAAGUCCAUUUGGUGGAGCAUCUGGUACGUCUGCUUUUGGUCAGAAGCCCGCUUUUGGAGCAUUUGGGUCGAGUCCUGCUCAAACAAGUCCAUUUGGAAGCACAGCUCAACCAUCACAACCAGCAUUUGGAAGCAAUAUGUUUGGUGCCACCUCUACAGCAUUUGGCGCAAGUCAGCCUGCAUUUGGCACUAAUACUGCCCCAGCCUUUGGUUCAACGAAUGCCACAGGCUUUGGUGGCCAGAGCACCCCUGGUUUUGGUGGCCAAGGCACUCCAGCCUUUGGGGCCACAAGCGCUUCACCUUUUGGUAGUACAAGUACUCCGGCGUUUGGUGCUCCAAGUACUCCUACCUUUGGCUCAACACCAAGUCCUACAUUUGGAAGCACAGGAUCUGCAUUUGGGACAACAAGUUCCAACUUGUUUGGAUCAGGGGCAGCAUUUGGGGCUUCAACCACCCCAGCUUUUGGUCAAUCUAGCUCAGCUUUUGGUACUACAACAAGUGCUCCUGCUUUUGGUCAAUCAAGUUCAGGUUUUGGCUUUUCAACAAGUGCUCCUGCAUUUGGCCAAUCAAGUUCAACCUUUGGUAGCACCCAAUUUGCGGCUUCAUCUCCUUUCGGAGCGCAGAGUUCGCCAUCUCCUUUCGGAGGGCAGAGUUCGCCAUUUGGGGCUCAGUCAACAACACCAACACUUGGAAACACUGCCUUUGGACAGCCAGCUUUUGGGGGCCAACGGGGUGGAAGUAGAGUGGCUGCUUACACAGGCACAUCUGAACCGGAUAGUAAUGGAAUGGGGAAAUUGGAGUCAAUAUCAGCAAUGCCAGCCUAUAAAGAAAAAAGUCACGAGGAAUUGAGAUGGGAGGAUUACCAAUUAGGGGAUAAGGGUGGACCGUCUCCUGCUGGUGCGGGUAGCUUUGGUGUAUCAACUGUUCAGACAAGUACUUUGAAUCCUAAUCCUGCACCAUCGUUUUCUCAAACAUCUUCAAGUCCUUUUAAUACCUCAACCUCAUCUGGUUUAUUUGCCCAAAAACCCUCAUCCUUUCCUUCUACUGGUUUUGGUGUUACUUCAUCUUCACCAUUUAGUUCAACUUCACCGUUUAGUUCUUCAUCAACUCAAACCAAUUUUUUUACACCUGCAUCAUCUGCGUCACCAUUUGGCCAAACGUCGUCUCCAGCUAUUUUUAGUUCACCAUCUUCCUUUUCAUUCUCUACCCCAGCUACAUCAUCCACUCCCUCAUUUAAUUUUCCCACUCCAUCAAACCCACAGACACAGUUUGGUCAAACAGGCACUACCUCCUUUGGGCUGAAUCCAUCUACCUUUGGUUCAAACUUGUUCAAUAGUACUUCCAGUUUGCAGAGCAGUUCAUUGGGCACUACCAGCAACCAACUGGGUCUUACUCAAGCAGCUCCUGCUUUUCCUACUUUCCAGACAUCUCAGCCUCUUCAGUCUAGUCUUUUUGGCUUCAGCAACACCAAUGCCUUCAACAACACCAACACCUUUAAUCAACCCCAGCCAGGCAACACAGGUGGUUUUGGUGGUUUAGCAGGCAUUUCUGGUCAGAACAACUUUGGACAAUCGUCUGUCACUCAAGGCUCUGCAGCUGUACAACAACCAGUACCUGCUACAAAUCCAUUUGGAACGCUCCCCGCGAUGCCGCAGAUGUCAAUUGGUCGGGGAACUGCACCAUCAAUUCAAUAUGGAAUUUCAAGCAUGCCUGUUGCGGAUAAACCUGCGCCCGUUAGGGUAACAUCCAUCCUGACUCCUCGACACCUGUCACAACGCCGGAUCAGAUUACCUGCAAGAAAAUAUAAUCCUAAGAAUGAUAACCCAAAGGCUUUUUUUAGUGAUGAUGAAGAAACACCCUCUACACCCAAGGGGGAUGUUGUUUUCCAUCCCAGGGAAAACCCAAGAGCACUUGUCAUUCGUCCCCAGGAACAGUGGCCUCUAAGAGCGAGUGCUGAGAAAGCAACAGCACUGAAGAAUGCCCAUGAGAAUGGAAAAAUUUCGGGAGCAGCACUCUUCGGGGGAUCCAACUCUGAGGAUAAAGACGAACCAGAAACUCUGCAAGAAAAUGGUGCUGUCAAGGAGCAUUUAAAUCAUGUCAAGGCUAAUCAGAAACCUAAUGGAGUACAUGAUGAUCACUCUAUUCAGAAAGGGGACUCGUAUACAACACUAAGUGGGCACAGAGCUGGUGAGGCUGCAAUUGUGUAUGAGCAUGGUGCUGACAUUGAGGCACAAAUGCCGAAGCUCCGACGCUCUGAUUACUACACAGAGCCCCGAAUCCAAGAACUGGCGGCAAAGGAAAGGGCAGAGCCAGGGUUCUGCUGUCGUGUGAAGGACUUUGUGGUUGGGCGACAUGGUUGUGGUAGCAUUAAGUUCUUGGGUGAGACAGAUGUAAGGCGCCUUGAUCUUGAGGCUCUGGUGCAGUUCAAUAAUAAGGAGGUAAUCGUGUACCGUGAUGAGAACAAGAAGCCUCCUGUCGGGCAAGGGCUUAAUAAACCUGCUGAGGUUACACUUCUCAACAUUAAAUGCAUUGAGAAGAAGACUGGGCUUCAGUAUACAGAAGGACCAAAAGUUGAGAAAUACAAGGAGAUGCUGAAGAGGAAGGCCGAGGAACAAGGUGCCAAGUUUGUCUCCUUUGACCCAAAGAAGGAAGAGUGGACGUUCAUGGUCGACCACUUCAGUGAGUACAAGUUGAGAGAUGAAGACGACUGGGAUGUGGAUGCUGCCCAAGAUUGCUGACAGAUGUUGAGUCAGGUUGAGGAAAUGUCGUUUGUUUUUUGCCAAGGGUUGAUGGCGAUUGAUUUUGGUAUUGUAUAGAAUUUAGGCUUUGUGGUGCAACUGUCCAAGCCUUGGCAAGCUGACUGUUACUUGUGUGUGGUUUAGUAUUUUCAUUUUUUUUUUUGACCCUCUACUGGUCUGGAGUGGUCAAUACUCUGUGACUAGGUAUGUUUUAGGGUCAGUCUCAAAUUACUUGUUCAUGUGAAAAGUAAAUUCAAGAGUUUUUUUUAACGUUUGUUUGAUUGUGAAUUUUCAAUGCUUUGAAUCCAUCGACUUUGUUUCA